AGUGCAUUCACUGGCGUUCCAGCAAGACCCAAAUAGAUUAUGGCGAAUCACAUGGGUUUGCUGGUGAUCUCGUUUGUACUGUUUUCCAGGGGAAUACAUCUUAUAGGUAAGUUAUAAAUUUAUAAAGUAGAACCGAAAGUAAAGGAUUAGAUAAGUACAGCAAGGUUGUAUAUUUUUAACUAACCCACUGCGUGGCCUUGUUCGUCUUACAAUUAAUUAAUUCUCGCUAGUUUCGCAAACUGAUAUAUGAUAUAUCUAAACCUGGGACUAUAAGGUGAAAUGAGUUUAUAGACAUUACAAAUACAAACUAUGUACACUUGUACUAUUAUAUAUUUGCGACAGUUAAAGACUGCUGUGUCUGUGUAACUUUAAAGAGACGAGUUGCAGACCGGAUGGCGAUAAAGCAGUAAAUUAUUUUGUUUUGCAGUUUUGCUCGAGAUGUGUUUGUAAGCGAAUGUUUCUUUUUUCGGUGUCAAACUAUGUCCCAACUACCCGAUCGCAAAAAUUGGAAAGAUGUUUUGGGUGAACUAGUACUUUCGUGAUCCAGAAUUGUGAUCAAUUUUUCUAGUUCUUACAGUUGACUGAUAUUUUGGUCAUUUGGCUACGUUUGUCCAUCACAGUAGACAUAUUUCACUAUUUCAGUUCGCGGUAUACUACUUUCUAGGACGAUUGAAACUAUUCUUGUGUACACUAGACCGCGGAACAUUGGGAAGCGUUCGUCUGGUCCCACUUGUUGUGACACGGGUAUACAAUUCGUAAUAUUUCGUACCAAUCGUACAAACCACUGUGUUCUAUAUAAAUCGUCUUAAUUCGUCUGGUUUUGUGAGUCUGAGCGCGGUUCCGAAUUCAUCCUGUUCCGUGACGAGGUGUUACAACCAGAACAGCACUAAAACCGCUACCACGAACACUAUUAGAUCAGCAUGAUGUGUCUAUAUAUAUAUGCUAACAUUAAUUUAUAAAUAAUGAUCAGAUCGUUUGUUUAAGCAAACAAAUGUGUCACUCUAAGUAUAUUUCUAAGUCAAGGUUCUUUAAAAGACAUUUCUUCAGAAAAUGAAAGAGUGCCCCAAAGGCUCCUCAUUUAACUGAAACUACUUACAUGAAGCCAAACUGCUUGAAAGUAUGGUCGUAUAUACAAAACGCUAGUUUUGACAGAUGGAAGACAUGCGGAAACGAGUUGACUUUGUAUUGUCAUGCAUUCUCAAAAAUGAAACCUAGUCUUGCAUGGAAUCGAGUAAAAGAAAUACAUGCAUUUGUUACUGCAUAUAACAUUUUGAAACAACUAUAGUGAGUAGUGGCAAACAAAAUUAAGCAGGGUAACACUAUCUAUAGGAAGACCGACUUAACUGUUGUCUGUGUUGAAAAAAGCUUCAUUAAUUUUGAUAAUUUUGGCAGACAAACUAUUAACGAAGGGAAACAAUUAUCAGGAAAGACUCACAAAGGCCGCAAAGCGUCAUUAACUCCCCAUUUCAAUUGUGGCCAUGUAAAAGACAGGGAUAAGGGGGCAACCCUCAACAUGUAGAAAACCAUGGAAAUUCAGGCAAAGAUGGGAGAUGGGUUAAACAAAUUUAUUAUCAGUAAAAUGUGUUAAAUUGAUGCAGGAUAUUUUAUUCCAAUUCUCCUUAAAAAUUUGGGCAAACUUUCGAGUGACACCCCCGAAGGAUCUGUCCCGUACAUACUCUUGAGGAAUAAACUAAGCUUUUCCUCACACAGUUAUAUGCGUAAAUAAAGACCAUGCUGUGCAGACUUGGAAUGUCGACAAUGUGAGAGGAUAUGAGAAAGCAGGUAGAUGCAACUUUUUCAACAUGGAUGACUUUGUACUAAUGAUCAAAAGGGCCCAGCUCAUCUGAAAAUAUUUGCUUCACUACUGGGGCAAGCAAAGGGCCCACUGGGGAAAAUGCCCCAGUAGUUAUAUAUAGUUAAAAAAUGCCCUACAAAAAUGUUUCCAAACAUUAUUUUGGAAUAAUGGGAGGUUAAAAAUACUUUUUCAGACCUUUUUCGACCUCAAUUUUUCAGAAUAUUCUUUAAUAUUUAACACGUUCCGCAAUUCCAGCAUUCCGGGGCCCCCUCUAGGGAAGUUGGGCCCCCUUUCUUGACUUUUCUUUGGGGUAGUUCCGACCCUGAAACUAAUAAUGCGCUAGCUUAUAGAAGCACAGAACAAUUGAAUACAGAACCAUGCAAACGUUUGCUAUAAAAUAAAGCUGCCACGUGUACGUAUAAUAUUAUAUAGACACACAGUAAACCUUCAGACAGAAAUCUAAAACCUGUUUUGGUACAGGGUAAUAUGUAUCUCAAAAUUAUUUGCCGAAUUUUAAAUAUAAUCAAAUUAUAAUAUUAUUUGAAGUAGAAAGAAAUAGCAUAUAAAUCAUUGCAAUGGUAUAACACGAGAAAAUUUGAUUUUUUCUUCAGUUUCUUCCGAAUUUGAUAAAAAAAUUUCUUGUUGCUUACAGCUGGCAAAGAAUGUAAAUUCGAACAUAAAUACGUUUGUGGUCUUCAUGAUUGCAAUUGUCGUUAUGUCAGUCAAAAUGGAGUCAGUGUUUCAAGUCUUUAUAGACGAUUUUUGGCCAUGUUUUCAACAUCAAGUAAUGAAGGACAACUUUGUGAUAAAUGUGAUGUGUUCUGUAGUGAGUAAGUAAAUGUAUUUUUUUCUUUUACUUUUUGCACCGUUUACUGGCACGGCAGCUGCGGUCGCUUCAGUUAAUGUUCUCAACUCAAUCAACUGAGGAGGUCCCAGCUGAAAAGGUUCUUAAGCUCGUCCUGUUAACCAGGGUUAUAUACCUGUGGAGGCGAGCUGUUUAAGGGAAUUAGCAAUGGGGGCAUGAAUCGUCAGAAAAUGUUCUUGUGUCUCUGAAACACGAUUUCCUGCUGAUCUUAAGUGGUGUUAUAAAAUAUUUAUUCAGAUGUUUUCAUGUGUGCGAUAAUACAUACUGAGGGUAAUAAUUCUUCAUAUCAGGGCCUUUUUAAGAGUUCGUCCGUGGGAGAGGGGGCACCUACAAAAAGGGAUCAUACUAUACUGAGUGUGGAGAGAUAACAGAUGAUUGUUGGUGACAAAAAGUUUGGUGUGGUAUCGUAUAUAAUAAUAGGGGAGUCUUUUGGUAUUUUUCUACCCCUAAGUCCCCUAUAUAUAGGACUGCAGUUCGUGCGUUAAUUUUCUGAUACACAGUUUUUCUGAUAUACAUGCAGCGUUACAUUAUGCUGUAGAUAGACUGAAUCUUCAGUUAAGUACUUGCAUGGUAUAUUUACGUAAAUACCACAACUCGGUCACUCAGGAGGUAGGAAGCUAAGGGGACCCGACUGGCCGACCCCCACGAGGCGCCAAACUUAGGGGGGGGGGGGGACUCUCACGAGGCGUACGGUUGGCGCCGAGUGGGAAAAUUUUGAGUCUCUAAAUCGUCGGAAAUGGCAUUUUUAGAGUCUUCUCUACCUCUUUCGUUAGGCCUUUCAUUAAUUCUUUUAUUAUGAUUUAUGAUUCUAUGCUGUCCGUGAGGAGUCAGGAUGGAUUAUUACGAAAAAUGUUGUUACUGAAAUAUCGAUCACAGAUAUUUAAUUAAUAGAUAGCUUAAGAUCUACGAGUACGACGUCGACGUCAGCUAGGACGUCAGGGCUAUGCAGAGGACUGGGACUAGGAUGUCGUCCUAAUGUAGUCCCAGUCCUCUGCUUAGCCCUGACGUCCUAGCUGACGUCGACGACGUCGUAUAUCUUAAGCUAUCUAAUAUAUACUGUAUACUCAAAAACUUCUUGUUUCGAAUUCAAAUAUUUCGUUGCAAUAUUCCCCCCCCCCCCUUAAAAUAUUAGGUUGGGGGCCCGCGGCCUCCUGCCUCCUACGCCCCUGUGGUCACUAGUUGUUUAGCCGAGCCUUCCAACAACUCAAAUCUUUGGGGUCAUGAGUGGAAAAUGUUUAAAAUCUAAGGAAUUUACAACACAAUUAAUGUUUAGCAUUUCUAAAAAGACAUUUAAUUUAAAGAUAAAAGACAGGACAUAAGAUUCACAAAGCAAAUUUCGGUUACUAGAAUAUCAAACCUCCCUUCUAAAUUCCAUGUUUUGCUUAUAUUUUAGAGAAAAGGAAUUUUGACUGGGGGGGGGGGCAAAAUGGUUGAGUGGGGGGGGGGGGCUUGGACUCCCCCCAGUUAUAUAUAGUUAAAAAAGGCCCUGCUUCAAAUCUUGCGACAAGCGAAUUUGAUAAUGUUUUAUUAUUUAUUCAAAAGAUGAAAAAGACAUCUGCAGCUGUGGGUUCAAUCUGUGAAAAUAAUGACCAGAUCUCUAAUUUUUCCCAUUUGUAGAAAAUCUUUCCUUUUUUCUUUUGUAAGUACGUUAAGAUGUUUCAAAACCUUUCGUGGCUGUUUUCGUUGAUAUUUCGUCUUUAUAAUUCAAAAGAUUUUCCUUUAACCUAUAGUGCAAGUAUGUUUUUUAAUUGUGUUUCUACAUUUCAUAUUCGUAUUUCCACAGCAUGACGUCAUAACAUUGAAUAUGAUUUUUUCAUAUCAACAUUGUGACGUCAUUAAGUUAAAACUCGGGUCGACUUCGCUAAAGAUCGCUAGGACUGACCUAAGAAGGAUGAGGUGGUCUUGACGCUUACUCAAUUACUUACUUAGCCUAGACUACUUUUUGUUUACAACAAUUGUGAUAUUACUUUGUUAUCCUAACCCACCCUGUCAACUUUUCUCUGUGGGAGGAAACCGGAACACCAGGAGAAAACCUACGACUUUCGGCAGAGCGUUGACUGACUCUUUUCACAUGAGUCCGUGGUGAGAAUCGGACCCACGAUCUCAGAGGGGAAAGGCGCUUGCCCUGACGACUGCGCCACCAAAGUCCUUAAUUGAAAACGUCUUUUAUGAAAACGUCUUUUAGUUUUUAAUAACAAAAAAACUAGCUAUUGGUAUAUUUAAAUGACAAUCUGUAACCUUUAGAGAAAAACACAUCAACUGUCAUAAUGGUGCUUGUGAUAAACAAAAGGGAUGUAUUUGUCGUGAUUGUUGGACUGGUGAAACAUGCUCAAAAUACCGUACGUUCACUUGAAGAAUUUAUACUAUAGAUUAUACUAUAUAGAAGUAGACAUUACAUUCUUAGGAUGAAACCUUUCCAACGAAUAAAUGUGUAUGGGUGCUAGAUAUAAAAUAAAUUGUUUAGAAUGUACCAAGAGGCAAGACCAGUAUAGUCAUUUCAUCAUGACCAUAUCAGAAUAUUUAUUUAUUUUAUUAACUUUGCCAUUAAGUUAAUGGCAGGGUCACCACAACAGCAUACACCAGUUACUGUGGGACCUUUAAACAAAUACAUAACUAUAAACAUAUACAAUAACAAUAAUUAACGAGACAAUACAGGUAUUAGGAAUAACAAGAUUCCUGGAUUCCUUGAACUUCCUUCAUAAUUUUCUUAGGAUAUAAAUAAUUUGGAACCCCUUAUGAUGCACUAAUUUUGAAUGUUACCCAGUAGGAUAUCUUACUAACACCUUUGGGUGAUCGUUUUUUCCCUUCGUUAUCAUUAAAACACCAAAGAUUUAAUUUUCUGCAGAUAACCGCCAGCCAGAAUUUAAACAAUCACUAUAUGUUGCUGAGAUAGAGGAAAAUACCAAUGUUGGUGAUGAAAUCCUCAACGUUUCUGCAUUUGAUUAUGAUCUGGAGACAUGUGUUGAUAAACAUAAUUGUCCCUGUGGUCGUGUCAAGUAUUCUAUCAAGAAGGGAAAUGAAGAUGGAUUGUUCUAUAUUAACCCAGACAGCGGGGUUAUAAGUCUGACCAGGAAGCUGUAUGGUCAAUAUGAUCCAAUUUCUCUCACCAUCCUGGCAAAGAAUGAAGGAGAUCUAAACACGGUUGAAGAGAAUCAAAGUAACAAAGCAAUGGCUACUGCUGUUAUAACUAGUGUUCAAAAUUACGACAAUGGCGGGAGAGAACGUCGAUCACUUCACCACCGUGCACGUAGAAGUGUAUCAGUAAGUUAAAGUGUGCAUGCAUAUGGUCAGUGUUUCUAAUCUUCCAGCGUUGUUAACUUGUCAGUACCAAGACAAAUUUGUCUAUUCGGGCAAAUUUACCAGCUUAUGUGUUAAAUGCAUAAACAUUCGGGCAACCUUUCAACUGCCCCCCUUCUCCCGACCGAAAGCAUCAGCCCCGUGCAGACUGCGGAGGAGGAGCUGAGGCGAACAGAACAGAACAGAACAGAGCAGAACAGAACAGAACAGAACAGAACAGAACAGAACAGAACAGAACAGAACAGAACAGAAAAUAUAUUAUUAAGAUUGUGUUGGUAUCUCACUUGUUUGAAUAAGAUUGUGUUGGUAUCUCACUUGUUUGAAUAUUAGUUGAAGGGUCUAGUAGGUGGAAAUUAUUAUAUUAUAUACAUAUAUAAACUUCCACUCGAUAAUUUCCAUCUGCAAUUCACUUCAACUAUUAUUCAAACGGGCGAGGUGCCAACAAAAUCUUAAUAUUUACCCAUACCCUAACAUGGCAGUACCCCAGUAUAUAUACAUGGACUUGUGGUUUAUUAUUAUUAUUAUUAUUAUUAUUAAAUUGAAACCACAUUGCAGCCAGAAGCUGAAUUGCAUCUGACUAAAGUUGCAUUUUUCGCAGCUGUUCCUGGUUAGGUCUAAUAAAUGUAUAUAAAUUUCCUCUGAAAACAUUAUACCUGUAAUCCUACUUGAUAUCGCUGUGCUCAUAUCACCCCACUACAAAAUUUUUUUCACUAUGCUAAUGGUGAUAUUAGUCAUGUGGACAUCUUACCUAGAACAAUUAUUCAAUGUUUAAUUUAUUAAUUUACUUGAAAAGUAAAUUCAAUGCAUACGGAUGACCAUACGAGGCAUCACAGAUGUAUUUUCAUUUUGCAUGUACUCAUUUCAUUUCAUUUGUCUAAUUCUAAAAUUCUUUACAUACAUAUAGUAUGAUGCUUUGGUAUCAACGUUUGAAGCUGAAACCAACGAAACAUUCUUUGAUGCUAAUUCAACUAUUAACUACCGCCUGUAUUUGACUCAAAAUCAGAGUGCUUCUCCUCAUAAGCUGAGCUCAAUAAGCAUUCAAUUAAGUUCUGAGAACCUUGUGCUAUCUGGAUAUUCAGUGAAUAUUUCUAAUGCCUUUCAAUAUCUCGGAAAUACCAUCCACCACAAUACUAGUACAGUGCAGUUCACGAUGAACACUACUGACUAUAUGGAAAUAAAAUUCAAUGGAAGUGUUCGAGCAACAUCCAAUCCAUUGGCUCUACUCCAAGUUGCUUUCACUAUGAAUGCGACCGCGUCAGGCCCUGUAACGUAUGGUCCCAAAUAUUCCCCUGAACUGUAUACAUCCUAUCCUGUCAUCACGUUUGCACGUACCACUAAAGGAGGUAAUAUAUAAUCUAUUUCAGAGACGUAGGAAACAAUGCAAAGUUGAAGAAGCACCCUUUUUUACCUAAAAAGGAAACUUUUCUCAUCAUUUUAUCUAGGAAAGGGCAUUUAGGGGAAAUUUUGAGAGGGGGGAUAUGUUCCCCUCUUGAGUAGUAUUAUCUCUUCCAUGCGAGACAAGGCGUGGUUACGGAUGAUAUUGGGAGGGUUCUGACUUUCAUUCAGGAGAAUGUUCGAGUCAUGUUUUAUCAGAUGCAACCGUAUCAGAUGUGUUAGUAUACACGAGUUAAGAUCCCAUGCAUGUUCAUACUGUAAAACGAUGGCGAAAAUGUCUGUUGAAAAGCAUCUAUUGCUAAAAGUUUUUUUAUCACGUUUUUAUUUCGUCGUUUUGGCAGUUUUCUGGCCAUGCUUGUUCUAAAGCAACGAACGCAACUGAUUUUAAAUAUACUUCGCGUUACUGGAAUUUUAUUGUAAUUUCAUUAACAACGAACAAUAAACAUGUUAUUUACCGUUUAGGUCGGUCCGUAUUGAAAAAAACCCAUUUUCCCUUGGCCUCAGAAGCGUCCCUCGGCCUUCGGCCACUUGUGAGAUCUGGGGUACAGAUCUCGCAGCUAGUAAAUAACAUAUAUUUAAUAUAUUAUUAAAAUAAAUACAUUUUUAUAGUUGUAGAAGUUGAAACGACCUUGGAUUACAAAGUAAAUGUGACUUUGCCAGAUUUCGAUUUUGCAUUCAUGCUCGUGAUUACUACGAUCAUGAGCGACUUUCGUUUUCUGAGUAUUGAGAAUGUUCAACUAGUUGGUAAAAUCAGCAGCUCAGUGCAGGCUCAGAAUCCAGAUCCCAAACCAAUGAUAUACACUGGAGCAGACAAUAACAUCUCCAGUCGAGUAGUUUUGGACUUCGGGAAUAUCAAGGUAAACACAUUUCUUUUGCGUUAUUAAUAUUUCUUUUUUAUCCCAUGGCUGAUUCGUACGUUUAAUAUCGUUCAAAUAGUGUAAAAUCUUCAUUGAGUAUGUUAAAUCUCAUUGUAAAAGUAUGACGUCAUAUGGGUUUUGAAUAAAUAUCCCAACAUUACCACCCCCAUAUUACUACUAAAUUUACUGAGCCCUUAAAACUGUUAUAGCUUAAACUUUUUAUCUCUAAAUAGAUAAUCACGCUUUUGUAGUGUUUAAUCACUUAAUCAUAGUUAAUAAGUUAAUCGUCUAUCCGUUCAAAGCUCUAAGAGAUGAUUUAAUGGACUAAGAUCUCCCAGUUCAUCGUUAGUGUCCACCACUGGUGUGGUUAUUAGAAAACUUAGAAAAGUGGGAUGAGUGACGCGCAAAACAAGGGAUAUAUAAGAAACGAAUGAAAUUUGGAAGCAUAUUCUAUAUAAAUAUAUCAGUGACAUUAAAAGAGAGUAUUCUGGAUUUAUUUUUCGAUUUAUAACUCAGAUUUCAAAGAAAGAUCAAAAUGCCAACACAAUUAAACUUUCCUUCUCGGUAAAAGUGAAUGACCAUUACAUGCUUGAGAAUAGUUCAAUACAUUGGAUUGGCGUUGGCUCCCAUGCUGGAAGUAAUAUGCUUGGUGUGACACAAGAUUUUAUACAGAUUUUUAAGGUACAAUAUGACAUAAUAUAGCGCUUUCACAAGAAUUUGAUUCUUUGUUCAGAUACAGUUGCAUGACUAGCAUGUUAGGAAACGUUCAUUUAUUAUGCACGAAAUUGGUAGCGAAGAGAAGUUGAUUGGGCGACGCUUUCUUCAAUUAAUUGGUGAUUUGGUUUAUGCGCGCAGUUCACUAUAUUUUCCUUUUGUCUCUUACAUCCAGGAUGAGCCUUUUUUAUAUGCCGAAAUUGAAGCCCUCAACAACACAGAUCCACUAAUUAAAGAAUAUUUUAUAAACGAUCAAGUACAAUUUUCAUGGAAAGUCAAGCAUGGAAAUGGUUCGUAUGAAACCGCCGAGAAUGUGACAGUGCUAUUUUAUUUUCCAACAUCGGUUGUUAAUUUGGUCAGUAGCGCAAGCUGGCUUGGGAAUAGUAGUAGAAAAGAAACAAACGGAAGUGGAGGAUCAGUUCUCACAUUCACACCGGCUAACAACAAUUUGCCGAAAGGUAUGUGUGCAGCUUAUCCAAUUGAGUUAUUUAUUUCCUUGAAAUAAAAACCUUGGUAAAAAUUCCCGUCAUCUUUAGCGUAAAAGAGAACAAUACUGCAACACUUCUACUCGGUUAAACGUUUCGGACGAAUUCUCCUGCACGAAGCACUUAAGUCAAAGGGUUUAAGUUAAUUACCAAACAAACAUGUCGUAGACGUAGUGUUCCCACAAACAUAAACCAAUUUAAAUAAUAUUUAUUUGUUGACCCCCUGCAUGAAAGAUUGAAAAUCAAAAUCACAAAAUAAGUCUAUUCAGGAAUGUUAAUUAUUAAUUAAUUCAUAGAUUGAAUUAAUGACUAUAUAGCUAGAUUAUGUACAUUUAUUAUUCUCAAAUAGUUAAGCAAUGCGAAUGAGCUUGUUUUAUUUGUAAAAAUUUAUGAAUGUAAUAAAUGGAAUAAUGUCGUGAGAUGAAAUAAGGAAUAGUAUAUAUUUGAGUAUUGUUGGAAAAGUUAUUUUUCACACAUCAGCCAUGAAAAUGGUUAUAUUAAUCAAUGGUAUAUAAAGUUGUACUAAUGUCAAAUGUGUUGUUUUUUUCUCAUAGACAAUACAAUGGGUGGAAUAUUAGUGGUAAAGGUCAGUGAAACUGUUACACCAUUGGCUGACUUGAAUGUUGCGAUCAAGAUUCGUUACCAGACCAGCAAAAGUGAAGAUCGUCCAAUCAAAACAUACAAACCUGAUCCAGGCUACCUUGCAGGAGUCCCUUCGUUCUCUCUGUCAGCAGAUCCUUCCAACAUGAGUAUCAAUAUUGGACAACUUAUUGAAGUAACGCUCAACAUCACAAUUAGAAGGAUGACGCUAUAUGGAAAUUUAUUUGUGAGUGUAAAAUUGUUGUAAUCGUAAUUCUUGAUCUUUAUUCCAAAGUAGUAUGUCUUUGUCAUUUGUGGUGUACUUGUUUUGCGCAUGCUACAGGGAACCCACUAAGUAAACCUUUUAAUACUUGUUGUAGCUUGCUCUGUGCUCGGGCUAUGCUUGCUGGCAACAUAAUGCGGUUUGGGACUGGGGCAGCCUGGACCUAACAACACCGUAAUCUGCAAUAUCUUUAAGUGCUAGAAACUAUUAAUUCAGUAAAUUAUUAUUCGGCAUUUAUUUUCUGAGACUGAAAGAACAGUGUCAAUCUUAUUUUUACAAUGCAUAUUAUUUGACAAGGUUUAUCUUCCUCAACGAAAUAAUUCAGCUAUUAUGCGGUUUGUAAAGAGUCAAUCCUUCACAACCAGAUCUUAUGGAGCAAACAUCGAAGCUUCCAACUUCCCUAAUGCCAAGGCAACUUAUAAUUCAACAACUAGUGACACAACGUACUAUGAUAGUGUUGAGAUUGAUCUAGGUCUCAUUAGAAAUGUGAACAAUUCAAACGUUGCGACCGAUAAUGAUGUGGAUAAUACAAUGACCUUAACAUUCAAAGUUGUUUUGGAGGACAAUGUCUACGUAGAAGAUUUCACGAACUACUCAAUUAACAUUGGAAUGAAAAGCAGUGAAGAAACAGUGUGGAUCGGUCGACUGGAUUUUACUGCUAACGUUCCACUCAACCGCCGACCAAGACUUCAGACUAUUGCAUUGUCAAAUGGUAGUGAUAGCUUAGUUCAAGGGUUAGUAUUCAAAAUUUCUAUGUUAUUUCUAAAGUGUAUAUAUUUAUUUAUAGCAUAUAAUGUUAUUUGUUUAAAGAAACUUACCUUACUAAAACAGCAUGGACUGUUGCCGCAAAAAGUCGCGUAUUAAUUAAUUUAAUUAGUAAAAUUAUAGAUAACUGAUCCAAAACCCGUUGACAGACCACCGAUUUCCAUAGUGAAUUAUCGAGCAACUCGAAGGUACCAUUCAUGGAUUUUGGUUGUUCUCUGCCGUAUCAUGCAGAAUUUAUAUCAGAUAAUUUUUCAUAUGUUUGAAGGUGAUUUUGCUUAAGGUUUAUACUUCACAUGAUGAACGUGCGUUUUAGUCUAUUGAACAUGGCCCAACCAAUUUUAGGUGUAACUUUACCAAAUGUUUAGUGAAGAAAUUAAAGCCAAGAAAAUGCUGAUUUCGAAAAUCUUAAUUUGAUGGGUGUUCUGUUUAAACAUGUCCAGUAUUGGCCGACUGAAGAAAUAUUUAGGUAUCCCAUAAAAAAUCAAAAUAUGUUUAUAGUUUAAUUUGCCUCAACGUUUGUCUACAUAUCUCGAUUUGAAUCUUCAUAGGUAUACAGUAAAAAAAAACGUGUGCGGAAAAUUUCUCUUCUUCGAUGGUUUUUCUGAUAUGACGUUUUUAUUGACAACUUCGUGAAUUAUCAGUGACAAAUCCAAGAAUCAGGGCAUAUCGGAAAGACCACUAAAGAAGAGAAAUUUUCCGCACACGUUUUUUUUACCGUGUCUAUGAAGAUUCGAAUUGCCGAUGCCUAGACAAACGUUGAGGUAAACUAUAAACAUAUUUUUUACGAAGGUAUACCUAUGUAUUUAUUCAGUCAGCCAAUACUGAAAAUGUUUCACUGAACACCCAUCAAAUGAAAAUGUUCGAAAUCAGCAUUUUCCUGGCCUUCUUCACUGAAAAUUUGGUAAAGUUACACCUAAAAUUCGUUUCGCAAAGUCCAAUAGACUAAAACGCACGUUCAUCGUGUGAAGUAACCUUAAAGGACAUUGGCAUUAAAAAAUAGUUUGUCUCAUUCAAAAGAACUCUUAAAUUAAAAUCUAUUACCGAUUUGUCAUAUCUUGCUAUAGUUCUUGAAAUUUUUAGACCAGAAUUAAUGAGUUGUCCGCCAUCUUGAACUAAUUCUUGACUACGUAAGGAGUUGGGUUAACCCAUGAGGGUUAACCAUAUAAAAAUACAUAAAAUGACCGAGUAACAAUCCAAAAUUGUUUGAAAUGUUUUUGAAACGAAACGAAGUUUUGGACCCAUAUUGAUCGCUUACUCUCACGAUAAAAAAUUAGCGUUACCCCUUUCUUGACGUAACGGUAAUGUCUAAAAGGGAUGGACGAGAGGUAGUUCCAAAAUUGAAAUAAGAGUUUGCGUUAGUAUUAGUGUGGGGGUUAGGAUUAGGUGUGGGGUGAAGGCAAGGUUUAGUAUUGUUGCAAGUGGUUGGUUGUUGAUUCUUUCUGGCGACUAUCUUGAAAAAGUGCCUCUAGUCCAUUCAUUUUAGCUACGACCUUGACGCAAAAUGCAUAUCAUCAAUAAUCCAAGUUGGAGAACAGCUCACUUUCUUCAGUCGAAAUAUUUUGAAAACUAAGCAAGAUAUAAAUGUCAUUAACAUUUGUAAUAGAGUUCAAUAUAUAGUUUUAAGAGUUCUUUCAAAUGAACUAAACUAUUUUUUUAUUGCCAAGUCUUCCAAGACAAGCAAAGACAAGACAUGACUAAGUUGCAUGAUUAAUUCUGUUUUUUUUUCAGUUCAGUUGUGGAGUACACCUUCACAAUUUCCCAUAAAGACAACUCUGAUGCUCAUGCUAUGGAUGUGGAAGUGGUAUGGAUGUUGCCAGCGUACACCAAGUUUCUCAAAGUCAACAAAAAUUCACACCAGUUAGCAUUCACCAAGUUAGGAGAUAAUGUUAUGUUUACGGUAAUGCAACUUUUUACUCUUCAGCAUUAUUUUAAUGUUUAAAUAAUGAAUCUGCUCCGCACGUCUCUUCUCCGCCCGAUUUUUGCUUGCAGUGUACAGGCCGUUUUUCAUUAUAUACGGUCGCUUUGUCCGCGCGGGACGAAUGGCGCGUGAUUAAUUACACUCGUGGGCGGUUUCUUCCGCGGCGAAAUGCGAAAAAUAUCGCGCAAAAUGAAUUAGGUGCAGGCGCAGUAAAGAUAAAUUAGGCUUUGCGGGAAAAACAUUUUGCUUCACAUGCAAGUGAGUAGAAGUCAAUUCUACUUCCUGCGAAAGCGGAAAAAGUGGGAUAAUUCAAAAGAAUCACUCACGUGCAACCAUCCGUAUUUCGCAGACACAAUUUCUCGCGCAGAAUUUCGCCGUCGUGGAAUCAGGCCUUUUAUAAUUAUAUGUACGCCAAGAACGUUGAACGCGGUUCAAGUGCAUGAGUUCAAUUUGAUGGGGUGCACACUGAUUUAAUGAAACGGACUGAAACUGACUACCAAACUGAACGGCUAUAAGUUACAAUUCCGAACGUUUUUUUAUGCGUGACUGCAGCUCUAGUUUUUGUUUGAAUAUUUCGUAGAACGAAUCAAGAAAUUAGUACAUUAUGAGUUUGGAACGCUGUAUUAAAUUGUCAACAGUCAGUCAUAGAUAUAAUCGAGGAUUAAGGAUAUCAGUAAUAUUCCAACGCAGCAAUGUAGACUAGGGUGACAUAUGCAGCUAUUGAUUUUUCAAUUGCUUAAUUUCUUCCUGUAUGUUUCAGUUAAGCAAGCUGUGCUUUGGAGAGAAACCAAACGUAUCAUUCUCUGUUGCUAUGGAUCCGGACAAAGUCAGAACAAAACCUGGCAGGAACUAUGCUGUCACACCCGUGGCUUUAACAUACAAAAACAAGCAAACAUAUUUUGAACCUUUGUUCCCAAUGUUCGUUGCCUUUUCAGUUCCAGAUACAGGUAUACAGGACCCAGCUUCAGAUUUUUAUUGCCAUUGGUUUCACGAGUGAAGAACGUCCUUUGGCAGGGAGAAUUUGCAUUUCGAAAAGAGAAUUUGCAUUUGAAUCUUUCCAUAAUCAAUUGCAAUAAAAUGAAUAUAUAAACAACUAAGGGACCGGUCAUUAUUUAUGGAAGGGGGAGGGGAGCGAUAAUAAGGGGGGGCAUAUGUAUAAAUACGUUACUAGAAGAGGGGCUAUUAAAUUUUUUCAAGAAAAUAGGGGGGGGGGAGUGUAAUUAAAUUUGAAGGAAUUUGUUUAAUAAGCCUGGUAUCCAUUUGUUUGUGCGACUAAAUCAUUGUCAUUGAUUUGAAAUAGUCUGGAUAUAUCUAGUCUUUUGUGUGCUGUUUGCAAAUCAGUCUUUUACUGAUUGCAGAGAUAAAUUGACAAUGUGUUACUACAUCAGCUAUCUUGACAUGGUUACAAUCAGCCAGACCAAAUGGGAACCUGCAUGAUUUUAGUGUUAUAUAUAAAAAUACUCCUCUUUUAAUUAUAAUAUAAUUUAUUAAUAAGAAACAAUUUGAAAGUGGCAUUUCAGUACGUUAAUAUCUUAUCAGUUCCAUAUUCAUAUUUAAUAAUUAACACCAUAACGCCUGAGAAUCUCCAUUUGACGAGUAAAAAUGAAAAUGGGGGUGUCAUAGAAAAAUAUUAUAAUAUGUAGGGGGUCACCAUUAAAUUUCUGCUCUUUUAAGGGGGGCAUUCCAUUUUAAAAAUUUAGGAAAGAAAAAUUCCCCUCCCUCUUCCAUAAAUAAUGACAGGUCCGUAAUCGGAAUAAAACAAAAAUAAUUAAAAAUUCUUAUCUCCUAUAGAGUCUACGACUACGAUAGAGCCAACUACUGCAAGACCCAUGAAUGUAUCAGAAAAUACCGCUCCUGGUAAGACUUGAAACAUAUAUUGAUAUUUGUCCUCAUAUUGUUAUUUAUUAUAUGGACACUCAUAUAAUAAAACACUCAUAUUUGACACUCAUAUAAUAAAACACUCAUAUUUUCCAUUUUUCACAAGUGAAAUAUGAAAACAAAUAUGUGACGCGUGCGUGUGUUUCCUCGCGCGACACUCGCGAGUUUUCCCACUUUGUUUAGUUUAAAAUUUUAUCAACUUGUUUUUAUCAAGUUAUUAAAAUUAUCGAGACUUGAUGCAGAGACAUCGUUUAUUAAUUAUAAUAAUUAAAAAAUCGUUGCUUUAAUUGUUAUCAACUUUCUUUAUAACUUGCGUUUUUUAAUUCUGUAAUUAUAGGCCUACAAGUUUCAUGUGGUUGCCAAAUAAAAUCUGUUAUUAUUGAGUUUCUUUUCAUUUUUGUUUUCAUUAUUUUCUCGUGUUAAAAACAAUAUUUUACGAACGAGCGCAAAAACAAUAUUUUACUCACUCGCUGCGCUCGUUCGUAAAAUAUUGUUUUCACCACUCGAAAAUAAUAUUCAUGCAUAUCUUCUCGCCACCGUGUAACAUCCUCAAAUUCCUCAAAUUUUGAAGAUAAAAAUCAUAUUAACUCAAGUAUAAAGUAAUUAUUAGACCAAAUUGAAUUACGAACAACCUCGCCGACUUGCGCGCGAGGUUGUUGAACGAAAGAGUUAUUGAAUUAGUAAAAUGUUAUACACAUAUAUUUUUUUCAAUAGAGUUUUAUAAUCGUGGAUAUUUGGUUGACAACUCAAGUUCACCUGUGACAGUGUAUAUUUGUUCUGUUUCAUCGAAAAGGUAAUUACAGACAAAAUGAGCGCAUAGUAUAUUUUUCAUUUGUUCAUUGAAUGAUAAAUAUCUAACAAAAACGAAAUUUGGUGCUAUUUUUAGAGAUAAACCAAGCUGUUUUUGGACAACCUCUAAAGGCGAAACUUGGCAAGGUAUAUUCAUACAGGGGCGCAGCUAGACACGAUAAUUGGGGGGGGGGGGUGUAUAUUCAUAUAUUCAUGUUCACAGACCGUAAAAACAAUCGCUUUCAAGAGAAAUCCGUCGGGCAGAACACAAAUAUAUGAAUAUGCACCCCCCCCCCAAUUAUCGGUCUAGCUGCGCCCCUGAUAUCAUAAUAUUAGUAUUUGUCGAAUCAAACUUACAUUGAGGGUGUGGGGGAUGCAGCCCUCUUGCAGGCUUUCCAAGAGAGUUACAGGCAGUUCUAAUACCCUUAUAAAAUCCCUUUUGGGAGAAACCAUUAAUUUUAAUAAUAAUAAUAAUAAUAAUUUUUAAUAAUAAUAAUUACAACUUUAUUCAUCAUUUCAUUAUAUACAACAAUGCUUUUGUUAUCAAUGACUAUAUUAUAUAAUCUGUUCUUUGGGUAUAAUUAAAAAAGUGUCUAAAUGUUUGUUGAUAUGUACAGUUAAAUUUUAAAAACAAACUCUGGAACAUAUACCACUACAUAAUUAAAAUAUUUACCGCUAAGUAGCUAAAUAACUAAACUAACAUAUUCCGCUAAAUAACUAAACAAUUAAACUUUGUAUAUUGUACAAUCUAAAUUGUUUGAGAGAUAGCACUCUCGGCGUUCUCAAUGUUAAAAUCAAUGUUCCUAAUAUCAUACAUGAUUUUCCUUGCCCUUGAACCCCUCAAGCAGGUAAGUGCCGAUCUCAAUAAAACGAAUGAGGUUCUGGCUCUUAUCCAACUCAUAGUUGUCGCAUAAUCUUCUCCUUUCUUUAUGGCUACCAACUCUGCUAAUCGACUAUGGUAUCUCACACAUUCUUUGCCCAUACCGCCUGUGGUGGUGAAUACGAGUGGCGUAAAUGUUCCUUGCUCUAUUUCGAGGACUCUCCUUGCAUAUAGGCGCUUCUUCUCGUUUUCGUGUAUCUUGUAGACUUGGCGUAGCUCCAGGUCCUUGUACGAAUCAGCAUUGGGAUGACAAACCCUUACAUCAAAAAAGGCUGAUCGUUGACUUUCCCAGAACCCACGCGCACGAAUGUCGAGUCUAGCAUCAGGUGCUCUGUUGGAGCCUCCAUUUAGUUGCUCUCCCGAGAUGUCUUGUAGGACAGGCUCAACUUGGACUUCACUACAGACAAUGUUGAGGAGUUCCGCUUCCAGAUUUCUUAACUCAUUGUGGUGCAUAAUUACAAAGCCUCCACGUUUACAGAUCAUGGCAUGGUCAACCGUGAAGGUAUCCCCACAUAUAUACACAUAUGGAGGGGAUGUCAUCGAUUGGCCAAUCAUAGCGCAGCUUUACGGCGUCCCGAAAUUCUCUCUUAUUCAAGUUGAAUCCCUGUUCUUUUAGGGGAAGUGCUGUGAGCCACACAGAUGAUCCUUUUUCCGAAGCCACAUCUAAUAUACGCUGAAUUCUUGGUGGUGCACUCUCUCUAAUACGUUCUGCCCUCUCCUCCCACUCUUGCACUCUUUCUUUUCUAAAAGCUUGUUGCGCUGAUUUUAUAUGCGACUCGUCGGGUAGCUGAUGUAACUGCGCUACAAUCUGAUCAACAAGGGGUGCUGUCACUCUUUGACGACACAUACUGACGUUCUGCCUCAUGACUUGGAUUUUCCAAGCCCAGGCCACCCAGACGUGCUGGAAGUGCUAGAAUGUCCCGAUCGAAUGGCCAUGGAUUGCACUGGUGAUCUGUGAUAGCGGGGAUGAGAAUCUGCGAUAUUGCCUUUUCGAGUGGCUCUAGUAGGUCCUGGAUGUCUGGCAGGGUUCUUAGGAAGUAGGUCCAACGAUGUUUCAAACCAAAUGUGUAUGCGGCAUAGGACGCUUGUGGUUGGGACAGUGCAAAUUCGGCUAAUGCUGUCACUUCGUUGACCCAAUUAGAGACCUUCUCAUUAACAUAUUCCUCCAGAUACUCUCGUGAACCUAGCGCUGCUCCCAGAUGUUUCUGUCCAUGCACUGUUACAUUGAUAUCCGUUCCAUGGAAGACUUCUCUCACACUUUCUUCCUUUUCGGGCUUAACAAUAAUCCAGCAUCUCAUCUUUCGGAAAAUAUCCCAAGUUUGGACCAAGAGUAUUCAAUGCAUCCCACCAAUCUUUGAUUUGUGUCACACGACCAGCUCCACUCGCAUCGUCUGCGAACCAACACUGCUUCACGGUAGAUGCGGCCUGUAGACUCGUGAUCAAAGGCGGGGUACUUAUCGCAUAAAAGGCCAUUGCCAAACGAUCUCCUUGUGUGGUUCCUUCUGCUGAUGCAAUCUCUCAAUAACAAUAAUAAUAAUAAUAAUAAUAAUGAUAAUAAUAAUGAUAAUAAUAACAUUUAGGCCCCAGCAACUGUUUGGGUCUUGUCUGACCGCUUAUGGGCAACCAUAUUUUCCGAAAUGCUCUGGCAAGGUUAGAACCUUGGAUUAUAGCGCUAACCCUCGGUUAACAUUUAACAUGCUGUUUCAGUUUAUGUAUUUCUGUACGGACAAGAUUUCUGAAGAAAUAUUUCAAUAUUUAUAAAUAAGCUGUUGGGAAGUCGGCUUCAAUAUAGGUUCUGGGGGCUAAUCGGUUUUCGAACAACUGGUCCCAGGCCCUGCCCGAAAAGACGCUCGAUAGAAACGAAGCUGUGCACGUUUGUGCACGUGCUUUUGUUCAAGGCGAAAAACUAUUAUAUGGAAACAUACGUUUAUUUUAUGGAUAGGCUGGGGUUUUUUCCUAGAUAGUAAAUAUUACUGUUAGUUUAAAAAUAUUAAAAAUGCAGGCAUUUCUCAACCCUGGCCUCAACUCCUCAAGUACAAAAGCGACUUUAAUGUGUCACCGUGGAGCGCUAUUUGUUAAGUGCGUUUGUUUUCAUCAAGACAAAGCCUUAACACUGCCGCAGCUCUCCCAAACAGGCCAUACUGCACCCUUCCUCGGCUACCACUCAAACUGGAUCCAUAUCAAGUUGAAUCUAUCAAGUGUUGCAUUGCUUGCAUUGUUGCCCAACAUUAGCAAUAUCUACAGUAUAAAUCAUUCUUUUGACUUUGUGUUGUUCUUUUCGAAAGCUGUUGAUGUGUCUGUUAUUAACAUUAUUGGUAUUGACACGAACAAGAAAGUUUAUGGUAUUGGGAACGAUAAGAAGGCUUACAUGAAGUAUUUCGAAGUAGCAAAUGAAGGGAAAUGGCAUUCGAUAUUACCAGAUGUGUGGAAGGAAGCCAAUGCAACAUUGCCUGUGAACAAUGUUAUUACUGUUGAAGCUGAUUAUGCUCAUGAAUCAGACCCUGAACCUGGAAAACAGCACAACAUUGGGAAUGGGGAGAAAUGGGGAGGUUGGUAGAACUAUACUUAUUGAUUUUCUAGCCGUAAGGAUGUGAUGAGCAAUGGUCCUUGAUUUUCUAGAAGUUGACAGUUAUCCUUGAUAACUAUAUAAUCUUCACAAAAAGGUGUUGUUAUUAUUUCGGAAAGUGUUAAUUGUACUGUAAAGAAAGAAGUUUAAUAGGGCGUUUACGAAAGUUUAAUAGGGCGUUUACGAUCUGCGACGCGGCAGGCUCAACGACGCGGUCUAAUUAUUUCAGCUCAAGAAUGAGCGGUAAGCAAUUUGAUUAUUGUAAUAAAUAUUUGACGCUUUUUCAAAUAACCUUACAAACUGCUACGUUCGGCUAAGGGAUGCAUGCAAUGUUUGCUGUAAUUUCGACUUUAAGUAGCACCUCUUGUGUCGCAUUAAGCUUUCACGUUGACUGAAAGACGUAAUAAUGCUUGUUUAACGUUGUGUUGAGAAUGACAACGCGGUUGUCAAUACCCCUGGGACCACGAAUUAUUGACAGUUUUUGUCUUGCAUGACAAAUUUUUUUGUAAGUUCUUUGUAGGUUUGCAUGGCGAUAAAACAUAUAAUACUAUUGUUUGUGGCAACACCAAAUUUCUUUGUUUUGAAAGCGCGUCGUCGAGCCCGCCGCGUCGUAGCCUGCAUGGCAGGCGGUCUAAUUUCCCAGGCUUGCCCAAUUUUAGGAACCGCCUGCCAUGCAGGCUAGCCGCGUCGUAGAUCGUAAACUCCCUAAUGUUGUUUGACGACUUCAACCGUAUCGUAGAUUCGUAAGGUACUGUAGAGUAGCAUUUUUCUAGUUGUGUCGUAAGUUGAGUCACGAUCUUUCUCAUCAGCCGAAAUACCACAUUUUUAAUAGAACUUAAAAUACGCGGAGUGAUAAUAACUAGAGAAUUACUCAUGAUUUAUAUGUGGUUUACAGGUAUAUAUAAACUAUUACUGAAACUGGCCUUUGAGAAAGUCGUGACUCUAUUUUUACGACCAUUACGACCAUAUGGAAAGCAGGUUUUGCAUGCUAAGAAAACAAAGAAAUACGCUAUACGUUUUGGUACGAUACGAUUGAAAUGGCAAACAGUCUUUUAAGCUGAUUGGUAAAGUUAAUUGUCACAAAUGGUUUGGGUGAAACGGUACAUGCAGUUUUGUUGACGGCGAUUCGAUGAAUACAAAAGGUGGAAUGGCAGUAUGGCUUGCGGAAUGGCCGUGUGGAAUUUUAAAAGUUAAGGAUAUGAUAUAGCCUACAGCUCAGUAUAGCAUUUCGCCUUUUGCAUUCACUGGGUGAUGGAACAAUGCCUGUAUUCCUCAAAUUAGUUUCUUUGUAAUCAUUACACUAUUGUCUAUUGUUUUUCAGCUAACAAACUUGGCGUCUUCCACCUCCCUUCUUCAAAUGGUCAGUGGACACGUAAAGCAUGUUGGGACUGUUUGCGCUGACCAACAACAUUCGUUUGAAACUUCUUAUUUCAUUUUACAUUUUGGCACUUUAUAAUGUUUGAUAUUGCACGGCUAUUUGUAGUUUUAUUUAUAUCAUUUACCAAUUAAGAUAGGCAAUAAUACGUACAGUAAACUUAAGCUGAAAGAUUGAAUGUAUAGGCAACGUCAUAUGUAGGCCUUACCAUGCAGUUAAUGGUAAUGUAUUUAAUCAAUUGCAUUAUUAAUAAUGUAUUAAUGCAGUGUAUGAUAUACACUGUAUAUCAAUAAAAAUUGGAACAAAAUCGAACCUCUGUUACUAUGAACUAUAAUCAAACAUUGGUUAUAACGUCUGUACUUGAAACCGCA
Paramuricea clavata is the source of this 20812-nucleotide messenger RNA. NCBI's taxonomy places the organism in Eukaryota, Metazoa, Cnidaria, Anthozoa, Malacalcyonacea, Plexauridae. The record is from the annotation of a GenBank genome assembly.